Meriones unguiculatus (Mongolian gerbil) is the source of this 1218-nucleotide messenger RNA. RefSeq names its product arylacetamide deacetylase-like 4. Gene Ontology annotation, molecular function: hydrolase activity. Lineage: Eukaryota; Metazoa; Chordata; Mammalia; Rodentia; Muridae. The record is from RefSeq and is a predicted model, not a curated record.
AUGCAGCAAUCCAGCAAUGCAGCAAUCCCGCAGUCCAGCAAUCACAACAGCAGCAGCAGGAACCAGCAGCAGCAGGGACCACCAACAGAUGCAGGGACCAGCAGUAGCCACCCUUCUCUCAGGCCUCUGGCAUUUUUCUACCCUCUCAAGAGUCCCCAGAAUUCCAAACAUAAACUGCCUUCAGCUGUCUUAGGUGACCUCUGCAAGAGUCAUUCCAUCCUUCAAAAGGUCUCGACCCACAGGUUGAGAACACCUGAUCUAAAGUCUCCCGUGCGCCCCCUCAGCAGAGCAAGACCAUCUCCUCACUAUCGACAUACCUCCUGCUCUCCAACACCCCGUGAAGAUUUGGAUUAUGCACUACCUUUUCAAUGUGAUGAUGACAUGGAAUGCUACCACAGCUUAUGCAGUUUAUUGGCCAAGGACACAGACUCAGUCGUUCUGGCAGUGGGGUACCGAAAGCUUCCUGCCUACCCACAUCCUUUUGGUCUUCAGGACUGUAUAGCUGCCUCAACCCAUUUCCUGAAGAACCUGAAAGCCUAUGGGGUGGACCCCUCCAGGGUUGUGCUCUGUGGAGACAGCAUGGGAGGUGGAGCUGUGCGUGUCAUUUCCCAGACCUUCUUGGACAGAUCAGAUCUUCCACAGAUCCGGGCUCAAAUUCUGAUUUAUCCAGUACUUCAGCUAAUCAAUUUACAGUUACCAUCACAUUUGCAGAACCAAAAUGUCCUAUUCCUCACCAGAAACUUUUUAAACUGCCUCUAUAGGUAUCUAAACAUUGACAGCUCCUGGAGAGAUGCCUUACUUAUGGGAGCUUUUAUUCCCCAUGACAUCUGGAUGAAAUACAAGAAGUUUGUUGGCUCUGACAAUAUUCAUGAAAAGUUCAGGAAGAACAUUCAGCAACCUGAGUUUCCUGGUCCUUUUAACAAGGCUGCCUAUCUAGAAGCCAAACACUUUCUGGAUGUAGAAAUUUCUCCCCUUGUAGCUGAUGAUGAGGUCAUAACUCAACUUCCAGAGGCAUUGCUGGUGAGCAUGAACCGGGACAUUUUCCGAGAUGACACCUUGCUCUACAAGGAGCGUUUGGAAGAACAGGGGGUCCCUGUGACCUGGUACAUCUUGGAGGAUGGCUUUCAUGCAGGCAUAUUAUUCCUUGAUAAGAUUUUAUCUUUUCCUUGUUCCUGGAGUAUAAUAAAUGCCAUUGUGAGUUUCACAAAAGGCAUCUGA